Molecule: messenger RNA, 1606 nt
Organism: Periophthalmus magnuspinnatus
Lineage: Eukaryota; Metazoa; Chordata; Actinopteri; Gobiiformes; Gobiidae
Gene: immp2l
Product: inner mitochondrial membrane peptidase subunit 2
Exons: 6
Coding region: 50-580 (176 amino acids)
Biological process (GO): mitochondrial respiratory chain complex assembly
Cellular component (GO): mitochondrial inner membrane peptidase complex; membrane
Molecular function (GO): serine-type endopeptidase activity
Source: RefSeq, a predicted model, not a curated record
CACCAGUGACGUAAAACAAUAACAGGAAGCGACUGGCGCACGUUGGAGCAUGGCUCAGGCGCGGACAUCAGGGAGGAGGUACCUGAGGGCCUUUGUGAGCGGGUUCUUCGUUGCUGUUCCUGUGACUGUUACGGCUCUGGACCGUUUUGCUUAUGUUGCCAGAGUAGAAGGAGCUUCCAUGCAGCCCUCUCUGAAUCCGGAUGGAUCAGACAGCGAUGUCGUUCUGCUGAAUCGUUGGAGUGUGAGAAACUUCCAGGUCCAACGCGGCGAUAUUGUCUCUGUUGUGUCUCCUAGGAACCCACAACAGAAGAUCAUCAAGAGAGUGAUCGGCCUCGAGGGAGACUUCAUCAGAACAAUGGGGUAUAAGAACCGAUACGUCAAAGUUCCUGAUGGACAUUUCUGGAUUGAAGGAGAUCACCAUGGACACAGUCUGGACAGUAACAGCUUUGGACCGGUCUCUGUUGGACUUCUACACGGACGGGCAUCUCACAUCAUCUGGCCUCCUCAUCGAUGGCAGAGGAUCAGUCCAGCUUUGCCCCCAAACCGAGGACCCCUCGAAAUCAACGAGGACCAAGAAUGACUUUUUAUAGAUGUAAAAAAAAGACUGAUGAGGUUCAACUUUUUGAUAAACAGCUCUCUAUCCAUGUUUUUCAAAAUGAUGCCAUAGCGAUUAACAAGUUAAAGUGUUAUGUAGUAGUUUAGCAGUGAAAAAAGUGAAUUUUGUUCCUCUUUAAAACAAAAUAUUAUAUCUUUUGUUUUGAAUGAGAAAAUAGUCCUCAAAAAUACAUGAGUGAAAAACAUAUGGGUGGAUCUUACUAUAGGUUACAUACAUGGACACCACGACUUUCUAAACGGUCCAUAGAUUAAACUAGAUCUUAGGACGAAAUGUUAUAAUCGACUGUUACCAUGGAAAUCUGCCAUGUUUGAAGCACUAGUGCAAAACGCUAAUAGUGAUACAUUAGCAAAAACAAUGUACAAAAGAGCCAUGCAACAACGCAAUGCCUAUCCACAUGAAACCAAAACUGGCACAAAGUUCAACAUCUUCUCUGUCAGUAUAAAUAAACAAUUUGAUUUUUUGUACUAUCAAGGAAAAAGUGGUGACAGCAAUGUUCAUUCAUGAAGUCGUGAUCGUUGUCUGCUGUAUUCGACCCUGCUCUCCAUUUGAGAUUAUGAAAUCAAAUUCUGAAACGUGAACAUGAACUAUUUGAAAUAUGUCACUUUUUUAAGGAAUUUGCCUGAAAAAUAUUGUUGCCAUUAUCUGCUAUUUUAGAAAUUCAGUAUAAGAAAUUCUGUAUAAUCUGGGAGGGAUUAUUUCAAUGACAAUAGUCUGAUUAUAGUUAUAGUUGCAGUUCAUCAGGAUUAUGCUAAAAUGUGCCUGUAAAUGCCAUGAUUAAACUGUAAAAUCAAAAGUACAGAAGUAUUGCUGUGUUUGUAUUAUUUUUGAUCACAUUUUUACUGCCUUUGAUAAUUUUAGUUGCAUUACAAUUUGUGGGAUUAUGGCCAUUUUUGUUCACAAUGGGAAUUCCUUUGCUGGAAAAUUGUGACAGAAAUUGAACUUUUUUGUGUGUGUGUUUUUUAAGUGAUAUUAAAGAAUUCCAAGCUGCUU